AUGGCUGCAGCUACCCAGAAUCAGGCCUUUGUGACACUGACCACAAACGACGCCUAUGCCAAAGGUGCCCUGGUCCUGGGCUGCUCCCUCAAGCAGCAGGGGACCACCAGGAAGCUGGUCGUGCUGAGCACCCCCCAGGUCUCAGAUGCCAUGAGGAAAGCCCUAGAGACGGUCUUCGACGAAGUCCUCACGGUAGAUGUCUUAGACAGUGGUGACUCUGCACACCUGACCUUAAUGAAGCGGCCUGAGCUGGGGGUCACGCUGACGAAGCUGCACUGCUGGUCCCUCACACAGUACUCCAAAUGUGUGUUCAUGGAUGCAGAUACGCUGGUCUUAGCAAAUAUCGACGAUCUCUUCGAGAGAGAAGAAUUGUCAGCAGCACCAGACCCGGGAUGGCCUGACUGCUUCAACUCCGGGGUCUUCGUCUAUCAGCCCUCGGCUGAGACCUACAGCCAGCUGCUGCAGCUGGCCGCUGAGCAGGGCAGUUUUGAUGAUUCACUGUUUGUGGGUGGGCAUGGCCUUGUGGAUGAACAAAUGACAGUUCUGGAAGUGUCUCACAGCGAGGCUCCGGCUGGGCGUCACCCACGGGCGGGCAGCCCUCUGUUUGGCGCCAGUGCCAAGGUUGUGCAUUUCCUGGGACGUGUGAAGCCAUGGAAUUACACUUAUGACCCCCAAACCAAAAGUGUCAAAAGCGUGUCCCACGACACCCCUGUGACUCACCCGGAGUUGCUCGGCCUGUGGUGGGGGCUCUUCACCACCUCCAUCGCCCCUCUGCUACAAACCUUCGGUCUGACCCAUGGCCCGGGCUCAUACCUGAGUGUGGAGCAGGUCUCCGGAGCCGUCUCACACCUGUCCCUCGGGGAGAGCCCCACCGCACCCCAGCCCUUCGUGUCCUCCGAAGAGCGGAAGGAGCGGUGGGAACAGGGCCAAGCCGAUUACUUGGGAGUGGACUCCUUCGAUAACAUCCAGAGGAAACUUGACACUUACCUCCAGUAGAGGCACCACCGUUCUCUGUGGACAGCCCAUCUCAGGCACUUGGUUCUGACAAGGCUCGUAGUAUCUAGAGCUGGGUGGCGAGAAGUCUGUUACAGUUGUGGAGGCUUGCACUUACUAGAUGAAGGGUUUUGCACGAAGCAGGUGAGAACUGGGCAGAAGUGGUGAGGAGCUAGGGCAGUGCAGCGUCUCCAUCUCACGCUUUGAGGGCGUGCAGCUCUUACACUUGCUGUACACAUCGGCUUUCUCUUGUUUAGCUCGUGGUUCGGGAACUCUUGCCAUGCUGACUGUGGUACUGGGUGAAGGAGACGCAGUGUCACACUGUUACGAUGGCUAGCUUGAACUCUACAGUGUUUCAGAUCCGGGCUCCACGCUCUCCUCUCACAUGGCCCACCUCUCACUUGCUUACACCUUCGCCUCUGGGGACCUGCCUUUUGGAACUGCCUUUAGUGGCACUGCCAAGUGUCCUACACAAGACUACCCAUAAACGGUGCGUCAGUAUUCCCUGCACCUCAAGGCAGCAUGUGGAAAAGCUUUUGCUCAGUUCUGUGUAUUUGGAGUAGUAGUGUGUUCUGAUGGCUCCCUGCAGUAGCAUCCUAUAUGAAAAAUAAAGACUUAUCAUGGUA
Dipodomys ordii (Ord's kangaroo rat) is the source of this 1619-nucleotide messenger RNA. It is a transcript of the gene Gyg1, whose product is annotated as glycogenin 1. Gene Ontology annotation, molecular function: glycosyltransferase activity. The record is from RefSeq and is a predicted model, not a curated record. The transcript has 7 exons. Lineage: Eukaryota; Metazoa; Chordata; Mammalia; Rodentia; Heteromyidae. Bases 1 to 996 code for a protein of 331 amino acids. Gene Ontology annotation, cellular component: cytoplasm.